AUGCAAACUAUAAACAAUGUUGGCGCAAUCCGGUCAAAGCCAACACUAGAACAUACGGCAGAGGAUUUCUCCUUCCACAUAUCGACCAACUUGGAGUCUGCGUACCAUUUUAGCCAGCUUGCACAUCCUCUGCUCAAGGCUUCAGGAUGUGGGAACAUCGUGUUCAUAUCCUCUGUUGCUGGGGUCGUGUCGCUUAGCAUCAGCUCCAUCUACUGUGCCACAAAAGGUACAUACUGA
Molecule: messenger RNA, 237 nt
Organism: Thlaspi arvense
Lineage: Eukaryota; Viridiplantae; Streptophyta; Magnoliopsida; Brassicales; Brassicaceae
Source: the annotation of a GenBank genome assembly